UCUAUACCAUAGAAUUGGAAAAAGUGAAAGAAUUUCAUGGAUUCACUGAUUUCUGCGACACAUUCACUUUGACCAAAGGAAAAAAUGUGGACGAGGAUGAGGACAAUUUCGCCGGUGAAUUCAAAGGCAGUUUCCGUAUGUAUGAUCUACCGGAAGACCCGACAGCUCCACUCCCAAUGCGUUAUUUCGACCAGGGCGCAGUGUCCACGGAUCCGGAGGAGGUUAUUGUUCGAGUGUAUGUGGUUCGCGGAAUCGAUUUGCAACCAACCGAUUCAUCUGGCCUGGCCGAUCCAUAUGUGGAGGUACGAGUUGGAGACAAGAAAGAAGAUUCGAAGAAGAACUACAUACCGAACACACUUAACCCGGAAUUCGGUCGCAUGUUCCAGCUACGAUGUCGUUUGCCAAUUGAGAAAGAUCUACGCAUUCGUGUUAUGGACUACGAUGUGAUCGGAGCGGAUGAUAUCAUCGGUGAGACACAGAUUGAUUUGGAGAAUCGUCGACUGACCAAAUAUCGUGCUACUUGUGGUAUACCACAAUCCUAUUCCAUCUCUGGACCGAAUCAGUGGCGUGAUUCCAAGGUGCCUACCGCGUUGCUUGAGGACGUGUGCAAAUCGUACAAUUUACCUCCGCCCCAAUACGACGAACCGAUCGAUACGAAUUUACCAAUCACUUGUCGCGUGGGUAAUCGAAACUUCCAAUUGGAUCAGUUCGAACGGGGUUUGGUGAAAAAUGCCCAUUUGGGACCGGCCAAAGAGCGUCUGGCUUUGCAUGUGCUCAACAUGUUGCCCAUCGUGAAAGAACAUGUUGAAACCCGGUCCCUCUUCAGUUCACUCCAACCGAAUACUCCGCAGGGUCAACUGCAAAUGUGGGUUGACAUGUUUCCGGUUUCGCUCGGCGAACCGGGCCCGGCUGUGGAUAUCACACCUCGUGUGCCGGACGAAUAUGUGCUGCGUAUUGUUGUCUGGAACACGUACGAUGUCGUACUUCAGGAGGCCAAUAUAUUUGGCGAAAGAAUGUCCGACAUUUAUGUCAAAGGUUGGAUAUCCGGCGUGGAUGAACGUCAAAAAACCGACGUCCACUAUCGUUCACUGGACGGAGAGGGCAAUUUCAAUUGGCGUUUUGUCUUCCCCUUCCUCUACAUCCCCAGUGAGAAUAUGGUCGUGGUAAAGAAAAAGGAGCAUUUCUGGUCCUUGGAUGAGACUGAGACACGCUGUCGACCGGCACUAGUCAUGCAAGUUUGGGACAAUGACCUGUUCAAUCCGGACGACUUUCUGGGCACACUGGAGCUCCAGUUGUCCAAUAUGCCAUCUCCGGCGAAAAAUGCCAAGUCCUGCACACUGAAUAUGAUGAACUCCGUCAGCCAGGAUACAAAAAUGGUGAAUCUGUUUGACUGUAAACGAUUGAAAGGAUGCUGGCCGUUUAUGAAUGAGGAGAACGGAAAUCAGGUUCUUACGGGUAAAAUUGAGAUGGAAAUGGAAAUCGUGACGAAAGCGGAAGAAGCACUCCGACCGGCCGGACGGGCGCGUGAAGAUCCGAACGCAAACCCGCAUCUCGAGCCACCGAAUUUGUCACUCAAUAAAAUCCUCUCUAAUUCUGCGGAAUUUACGAAAGAUCAUAACUUUUCUCACAUUAUGUUGCCCAUGAUGCAGUCGACCGGAAACUUCCUUCCUUUGGUUCACAUCCCCUUGGAAGACUUUCAAAUUCAUUGUGUGGAAGAAGUGCAAAUGGGUGUUCAUUGGCAUCAUCAUCGCUAUCCUGGUUGGCUUGCUGAUCGCCCUGUUCAUCUACGCCAUCCCGGUGAGUGCAUUUCGUUUUAA
This is a messenger RNA of Echinostoma caproni, 1817 nucleotides long. The record is from the annotation of a GenBank genome assembly. NCBI's taxonomy places the organism in Eukaryota, Metazoa, Platyhelminthes, Trematoda, Plagiorchiida, Echinostomatidae.